AUGGCACCAAGACCUCCUCCACCACCUGUCGAGCGUGAUGUGCCAGAUAACACUAGGCUGUUGGAGGCAGUAAUUGAAGGACUGCAGCAGCAGAACGCGACUGCUUCACAAAAUCUCGAAGCUGCUCGCGCCAAUUCUGAAAUGACUCAGAGGCAACUAAUGGAGAUUCUUGCAGCUACUAGGGGUACGCCGGGAGCAUCUGCUUCAAACACUACUCAUCAGGCUGAGUGGAGUUUGGAGAACUUUUUGCAGCAUCGUCCUGCAAAGUUUGAUGGGAAGUGCCUUCCUGACGGAGCCGAUCAGUGGCUGAGGGAUAUGGAACAGAUCUACAAUGCCAAGCGAUGUCCAGACGACAAUAGGUUGGCGUAUACUGAGUAUCUGCUGACUGGAGAGGCCAGUCACUGGUGGGCAAGCGUUAAGAUGAUACUAACGGAAGCUCAAAGCCCUAUUUCCUGGGAAGUGUUCAAGGAAAAAUUUUAUGAGGAGUAUUUCCCGGAUAGUGUUCGUUUCGGCAAAGAAGUGGAGUUUCUCCAGUUGGUGCAGGGUAGUAUGUCUGUUUCUGAGUACACCAACAGGUUCAAGCAUCUGGUUUGUUUUAAUACCAUGGCUACCAGUGAAGUAUGGCAGUGCAGGAAGUUCGAGAAUGGGCUGAGAAGUGAUCUUAAAGUAUUGAUAUCCAGCCUCUGCAUUAAGUCUUUUCCUGCCAUGGUUGAGAGAGCAAAAGUGUUAGAGAGAAAUGUGGCUGAAGCAGAACGUCAGAAGAAGCAACAACAAGCAACUAGAGGGCCGAUCAUGUCCAGGCCAAAUCUGAAUCGGAACAGGCUGCCGUAUGCUCGUCCAGCACAACCAUCUAAUUCUCAGGCUAUGGUUGUUGCCGGAUAG
Vigna angularis (adzuki bean) is the source of this 882-nucleotide messenger RNA. RefSeq lists its product as uncharacterized. The transcript has a single exon. The record is from RefSeq and is a predicted model, not a curated record. Lineage: Eukaryota; Viridiplantae; Streptophyta; Magnoliopsida; Fabales; Fabaceae. The coding region runs from base 1 to 882 and encodes 293 amino acids.